Lucilia sericata (common green bottle fly) is the source of this 664-nucleotide messenger RNA. RefSeq names its product serine protease inhibitor 27A. The transcript has a single exon. The record is from RefSeq and is a predicted model, not a curated record. Gene Ontology annotation, molecular function: serine-type endopeptidase inhibitor activity. Lineage: Eukaryota; Metazoa; Arthropoda; Insecta; Diptera; Calliphoridae. The coding region runs from base 35 to 523 and encodes 162 amino acids.
AAUCUUCUUAUUUCAGAAUCAAAAAUACAGCUUAAUGAUCGUCUUACCUAAUGAUCUAGAAGGUCUACACUCGGUCAUUACCAAACUGGAACCCAGUGAUUUGAAAAUGGCCAAACAUCAAAUGAAAGAACAAGAUCUACACAUUGUUUUACCCAAAUUCCAAAUAGAAGAAACAUCUCGUUCCGAAUCUAUGCUAAAAAGUCUGGGUUUAACAAAACUCUUCUCACGCAAUGAUGCCGACUUAAGUCUACUCUCUGAUGAUCGUGAUUUACACGUGGAUGAAAUUGUACAAUUCGUUAACGUUAGAAUCGAUGAGGGAGGUAGUUCAAAUAUUGCUCUCUCUGCCUCUAAUACUCAGGCUAGAGAUAAUGAAUCAUUGGAGAAAAUUGAAAUUAACCAUCCAUUCGCCUAUUUCGUAAUGGACUGUGAGAAGGAUUUCGUUUUGGUAUCGGGUAAAGUACAUGCUCCCGAAGUGCAAGAUGAAUUGCCCUUGAGCAUUGAAGUGGAAUUUGAAAAAGCGUAGAUAUUUAAGUUAAAUUUAAUAAUAAACAAUAAAAUUCUCAAGACUUGUAACAAUCAUAUUUUAGGCAUUUCAUGGUCAACAAAUUAACACAAUGUAGGUUUACUAUUUUCUAUGUAUUCUAAAUAAAUAAGUGUAACGAAA